This is a messenger RNA of Diprion similis, 327 nucleotides long. RefSeq lists its product as uncharacterized. Gene Ontology annotation, molecular function: nucleic acid binding. Gene Ontology annotation, biological process: DNA integration. The coding region runs from base 1 to 327 and encodes 108 amino acids. The transcript has a single exon. NCBI's taxonomy places the organism in Eukaryota, Metazoa, Arthropoda, Insecta, Hymenoptera, Diprionidae. The record is from RefSeq and is a predicted model, not a curated record.
AUGAGUGGGGAGAAAAUACAGCUGGUUAGAGAGCUAUAUGCACCGGCUCGUCGUAACUUUAAGCGUCGAAGAGUGAUCGUGAAAUGCUUUGAUGACUUGUGGCAAGCGGAUUUGGUUGAAAUGCGGCAGUAUGCCAAAAUAACAAAAAAUUUCAAUUACAUUUUGACGGUCAUCGACGUGUUAUCCAAAUUUGGGUGGGUUGUGGCACUGAAAAAUAAGAGUGCUCAAUCGGUUGUCGACGGAUUUAAAGAAGUGCUUCAAAGCGGUCGAUCACCCAAGACUCUUCAGUCGGACGACGGUAAAGAAUUUUUCAUUGCCGAAUUUUAA